Messenger RNA from Zophobas morio, 1096 nucleotides. Its product is annotated as protein arginine N-methyltransferase 1-like. Gene Ontology annotation, cellular component: nucleus. Gene Ontology annotation, biological process: peptidyl-arginine methylation. Lineage: Eukaryota; Metazoa; Arthropoda; Insecta; Coleoptera; Tenebrionidae. The coding region runs from base 54 to 1091 and encodes 345 amino acids. Gene Ontology annotation, molecular function: protein-arginine N-methyltransferase activity. The transcript is spliced from 8 exons. The record is from RefSeq and is a predicted model, not a curated record.
UAAACAGUCGUAUCAAUUUUUAAUUAAAAAAAAACUAAACUAAAAAGAGUAGGAUGAAUGAAAGGUAUAUUGCUCGAAAUGGCACAAAAGGAGUUAUAAAUCCCGAUGGCACACUCACAAGUGCAGAUUAUUACUUUGAUUCUUACGCCCACUUCGGGAUUCAUGAAGAAAUGCUAAAAGAUGAAGUUCGCACUUUAAGUUAUAAAGAAGCAAUCAUGAAUAAUAGACAUUUAUUUGAAGGCAAAACAAUUCUUGACGUGGGGAGCGGUACGGGUAUACUUUGUUUGUUUGCAGCUAAAGCUGGGGCCAAAAAAGUUAUCGGUGUUGAGUGCUCUUCCAUCAUCAAAAUCGCGUCCAAUAUUAUCAAAGAUAACGGCUAUGAUCGUAUUAUCACACUCAUCCAGGGAAAAAUAGAAGACGUGGAGCUGCCGGUAGAUCAAGUCGAUAUUAUCGUUAGCGAAUGGAUGGGAUACGCCUUAUUUUACGAAUCCAUGCUUUCCUCUGUUUUGUUUGCGCGCGACAAGUGGCUAACUCCUAACGGUCUUAUAUUUCCCGAUCGUGCUUCACUUAUUAUAACUGCUAUCGAAGAUCAAGAAUAUAAAGCCCAGAAGAUUGAUUGGUGGAACAACGUUUAUGGAUUUAACAUGCAAUGCAUAAAAGAGUUGGCCUUAAAGGAACCCCUAGUGGAUGUUGUUAAUAGCAACCAAGUCGUUACUAGGAGUUGUCCUAUUAAAACAAUCGAUAUGUUUACAGCGAAAAAAGAGGAUCUUGACUUUACCGGCUUGUUUCGCCUGGAGGCCAACCAUAACGACUACAUUCACGCGUUUGUUCUUUAUUUUCACAUUGAAUUUUCAAAAUGCCAUAAACCCGUACACUUUUCUACAGGCCCUUUGGAUCCCUACACGCACUGGAAGCAAACUGUUUUCUAUAUUGACGAUGUGCUUGUUAUAAAGAAAGGCGAAGUCGUUUCUGGACGCCUCCGUUGCCGGCCCAACGAUAAAAAUAAUCGGGAUAUUGACUUUGAGCUGGAGUAUUUGCACAAAGGCGCUAUACAGCAGAGCGCUGGAAUACGUGUAUAUACGAUGCGAUAAUCGGC